CUAGCCGCGUGCCCCCUGCCCCAUUUGACUGUGUGCACACACUUUCACUGCCCCGUUUGACUCUCCGCGCUGUCUUCGACUGUCUGCUGUUCCGCCAAAGAUCGCAGUGAGAGAGAGAGACAGAAGCAAAGUACACAGGCGCGGAUAACGCACCGAGAACCUGGAGCGACGCAUGGACGGCGCCGGCAGGGAUAGCGGAGGGGCAGCGCCACUGACGCACACGUCGACGUCGCCUCCAGCUGCGACAGAGCAUCCCGGACCGUCGACUGACGUCACACGCCACGACGAACCUACCGAGAAGGCAGCCAGCGCCGACGACGUUUCGACCCCCGAGUCGGGGAACUGUGACGAACCAGAGAAAAACCCAACAGCACGUAAAGGCGGGGUCGGUGCAGACGCUCGAGGCGUUUCGCUGGCAGACGGCGGUCAUCCUCAGGCACAAGUUACAGACGGCGGUGUGUCUACAGUCCCGCCGUUCGGCUACUACCUCCGCAGGAAGACUGCGUUCGUCAACGUCGAGAGGAUCAAAAGAUUCCUCGCCAGCUCUUUGGAGUCGGAGGAGGAGGAGGGGGAAAGUGUCGGUGUUGGUGCUUCGUCCGAGCAAAACAAAGGUGCAAAUUCAGACGGUGGUGCUCGUGAAGAGGUUGGUGCUGCCAGAGUGAGUUUUAGUGGUGAUCAGGAAUCACAAGCCAGUUCCCAAAGUGGGUUAUCGACACAAGACCCAACUGACAAAAAUUCUGGCACAUUUGGAGAGAACAGAAAUUUGGCAGGUUGUAUAGGUACUGAUACUGAAUCGUACAAAAAUUCUGGAUCAGUUAAUGGUCGUGAUUCCCAGCUUAUUGAAAGUGGGACUCAGAGUGAAAAACUCGUAGGUGAACCGAUAAGAGUAGUCGUCACUGAACGGAGCUUCCAAGAAACUUCGUGUGUAGAGAAGGAGGCUAGCCGUGAAAAGGUUGAUGCAAUUGGGAGCUGCAACAGUCCCGAAGAACGUCAAUCUCGCAUUGGGGACUCUGCUGAAACUACAUCUCCUGUCAGUGCUACAGCUGAGAGAGGAGAAGAACUGAAAUCUAGAAACAGCAGUACAGCUAGUAUUGGAAGUGAAAAGGAGCCAGUGUUCCCACCUGCUGGACAAGAAGAUACAUCCAAAGGAGGUCAGGUGCAGCAGCAGCAAGCCCAUAGAGGGUCUAUCUCGUCGCCAGAAAACAGUCCAGAAUCAUCCACACCUGCUACUGGCGCUCUGGUUUCAGCCUUGAAGAAUGGCAAGAAGAAGCUGGUGAAGAGGGUGUCAUUUGCUGAUGAAGGAUCAGACAGGAAAUCCCUGGUCGAAGAGUUUGAACUCAGGGAGGAAGAACCAGUGAAGCAGCAAGGAAAGAGAGAAAAGCCCUCGCCUCCACCACGGACUGUACCGGCUCCUGCACAGCAUAGCGAGAAGCCGAGCCCGGAAACUGCUGCCGGUCGGCCACAGCGUCUGGUGCUCCAGAAGACUGAAGGGGGAGUUGCUAGGCUGGUGAGAGUAACUUGGCUCGACAGUUCCAGCCAAGGAGAGGCGAAGAAGAGGGAGGAAGAACCGGAGCUCCAGGCGUCCAACCCACAAGAGAGAUUAGUGUCCGAAGAGGCUCGAGGUCCAUCCUGGCUCGAAGACAAUCAGCAGACGGGGACAAAGCUUCCAACGUCUCCGGCGAGGAUCUUUGUAUUUCCAAAUCAGCACACUUCGAGUCAUCCCCAGGACCCUGGCCCUUCGGGAGGUAUCUGGAGGCGAGACAGCACUCCCACCAGCGACGACGUCUUCUUGUCGCCAACCGAGGAGGCUGCAUUUGCCUCCAGUGGCAGGCCGUUCAGUAGCUUUGUCAGUUCUGCCCUCACUGACAGGCCAGCAGAACCUGAGCCAGUGGAUGUCUUGUCUGCGGGAGACAGCGUAGUGUCCAUUUCUGACUUGAGCAGGGCCAGCGACUCUGGAGAAAGCCUCGACACGGGUAGUGCUUCUGGGUACCCCUCCAGCAGCGAUAGUGCUUUUGUUGAUCUCGCGCCAGCAGAAGAUCCAGAGGACGACGAAGGAGAAGAGGAUAGUGAGGCUGAUGAUCAGUGGCAACAAGACAGCAGUUCUGGGAGCAGUGACGACGAAUUUGAUGAAAGCAGUGGGUGCCCCGAGGAGCCAGUGACACAGGUUGAUCCGAAUUGUCGGGUUCCAGCAGUAAGUGGAGACCCCAAACCUGAUGUACUACCGGAAAGAGAAUUUUGGAGUGAAGCAAGUGUUGUCGAAGACAGAUCUCUGAGGCAGGAUAGUGUGGUUGGAUCUGAGCAGAGAUACUGUCUCGUGGAGAAUGGUGGCUUGACUAGUGGAGAUUUGGCUACUGGUGCUACUCCCUUGUCAGUUAAGGAAGUACUUCUCUCAGGAGUAGUCAAGAGCGAUACUGGAGCAGCUGUCUCUUACCUCACUGAAGUAGAACAGGUUGGUUAUAGUGGCUUCCCUGUAGACGGGAAGGCAGUUGACUGUGUUUCGAGUCACGAGAGGUGCAUCACACUAAACUACGUGAACUUGGAGGCGGAGAAAGGUCGCGAAGUGAGUGUCAGGGACCAGGGUUUUGGUGGAGGAAAGGCCAGCUUAGAGAGGCACGACAGUUCGCAGCUCCCGCCCACACCACCACCCAGCCCAGUAGAGGGCGAGGAGUGGGAGGGCGACCCUCCGAGGGCAGGCCCUUCGAGGGCGUACCCUCUGCAGGAGGAGCAGGCGGUUCUAGAUACGCAGUGCCUUAGAGAGGCGUCCACAACGGGGUCCAAAGGCUCCAAAGAACAGUCUGCCGGAAUCUUGCCAUUACCGGAGGAAGGAGGGGAGGACGGAGGGAGAGAGAAGAGGACCGUGGAACCAGACACUGAGAGGGAUGAAAACUGUGCGAAGCAGCGACCACAAGAGGGACAGCUCAAGAAGCAAGAGCAGUCUACGCCGUCAUCAUCGCCGCCGCCAGAGACAGACCCGACGAACGCCGCCGUCUCCACCGUGCUCGUCCUGACGAAAGACGAAGUCUAUCCGGAGGAGGGCGAACGGGAAGAAGCAGGAAUAGAAGACAGGUGCCCUCAAGAGGGACUGCAGUCUAGCGGAGAAGUCACAGCCACCGGAGACGCCUCAACACCCCGAAAACCUCAGCAACAGGUGGAGGAUAGCAGCGCAGCCGAGACGUCCGGCGAGGAGAUGCCGGGCCCCCCGGAGGGCGAGGCCGAGGUGCCGCUGAAGAGGGCGCUGGACCACAUCGAGCAGCUGCAGCAGAACCUGUCCACCAGGCUGAGCCCCGGCGCCGUCCAGGCCAUCCGGGCCGAGCUGAAGGGCGCCAGCGCCGCCGCGUCGCCCUCCGGUCCGGGUUCGACGCCAGACAACGCUCGCCGCCGGGAGGCAUUCUUCCGCGACGGCCUCGCCGGGGCUUCCCCGGCCGGCGGCAGCGGCGGUACCCCUGCCACCUGGCGGCGCAGCGCCGAACUCUGGCGGCGCAGCGCGGAACUGCCCGCCACGACCGUGAGCGCGACCACGGCCGCGACCUCGACCUCGACCCCAACCACGACGUCUACCACGCCGACUGCGCACAACGUGACCGUGGUCACCAAACGAGUACUGUGGGUGGCCGAGACAGAGCCGGCGGCAGCAGAAAAACCGAAGCCUCCGACAGCAGGUGACGGAGGAGCGGCCGACCCGUCGUCUCCGCCAAAGUCCGCCCGCGUCUUCAUCUCGCUCAGUCCCCGCUCCGUCGAGAAGCUCGUAUCCGGGCAGCGGGGUCCCAGAGCUGACACGAAGAGUGCUCCCGUGACACGGCCCCAGCAGAACGGCAGCGCCACAACCGACAGAGCCGGCGAUACCUCGAGACCGGCGGUCGGCCGCGACCGGCCGGACGGUGUUGUCGGCUCCCCGGCCGGACGGCGACCGGGACCGCGACCGGCGGUCCCCGCGGUGAAGCCCUCCGUGACUCCGAGGAAGGACACCGUCACACCAGAUCGCACUGCGGCGGUGUCCCGAGAAGAUUCCGUGCCGCAGGGGAAAGCGUCGAGUCCUGCGGAGCUGGCAGGUCCGAAAGGAGGUUCGCCGGCGAAGGCUCCCGGUAAAGCACAGAGACCUGAACCUGGUGCGAAUCUGCCCCCCACUCUUAAGACAGAAAGCAAUACGCAGAAGCCAGAGGUACCACCGAAGUCCGUCUCCCAGCGAUCCAGCUCAGCCGGGGCCAGGCAGCAGAGUCCGGAAUCACCGCCCGGGACUGCCGACGUCUCGGCGUCGACUACUGUCGAGUCCACAGGUGACGACACGGACAUUCCGUACGCGGAUUCGGAUGACGAGGCGAGUGCCGGUGAGAUGUCGCCCGUGUACCAGCCCUCCAGAGGGAAUCAUCCGGCAGGGGCUGCGGACGGGGCAGCUGCAGCAGCGGCGAGGUCGGUGCCGCCGUCUGCGGGCCGCAUGUCCUGGACGCAGCAGCUGCUGGAGAAGCUGUCCGAGGAGGAGGAUGCCAAGAGGAAGCGGCAGGCCGAGGCGCCCCGCAAGCCCCCCAGACUGGUGCGCUACCCCGGGCAGAGGGAGGCGGAGGAGGCACAGCGCAGGGCGUCCGCCCCCACCAGCUACCACCCACUGCAAACUGUGGGGGUGACAGACCCCGUGCUGGCAAGUGCCGUGCCGGGCACGGACGCAUACGCCGAGCUCAUCGACCGCCUCAUCGAGGACGGCAGCCCCGCCACACGGCACAGGCCGUACCGCCAGCAGUAUGGACCAGGGGGCAUCCCGCUGCGGAGGCAGGCGUCGCUGGAGGAGGACAGCGGCAGCACGACCAGCAGCGACGGCGCAGAGACGGCGCGCCUGCGCCAGAAGUUCGAGGAGGAGCUGCGCACUGUGGCGGCGAUGCAGCAGCGCCGGCAGGCCGCCGACCCCGAGGCGGGAGGCCGCGCAGCGGGAGCGGGUGACGCGGCGACACCCCGGCCGCCUGUUCCCGUGAAGGACACCGCGUCGCUGCAGAGGGCUGUCUCACCCGUGCAGAGGGUCGCCUCACCACCGCAGAGGGUCCGGUCGCCGCCCCCUCCGGAGAGGUCGACGACCGCUCCGCGAGGCUACCAGACCGUGAAGGUAACGGCGCUGGUGGAGAAACCGUCGACACCGCCAAAGAGGCAGCCGUCGGCGCAGGCCGAGCUGUCGGCCUCUACGCCGUCACCUCCGAAGCAGCUGACGAGUUCUCCGGACCGGGACGCCAUCAAGCCGAAGCCCAUCUCACCGGUCGUGCGUCGGACCGCGAUGUCGCCGCAACCGCCGGCAGGCGCCCGUCCGCAACAGGCCGUGCCGAAGCUGCGUGCGUCGCCAAUGCAGCAGCAUCGUCAGCAGCAGCAGCAGCAGCAGCAACAACAGCAGCUGCGGCAGCAGCAGCAACAGCAGCAGCAACAACAACAGCAGCAGCAGCAGCAGAAGACAAAGAGCUCGGGACUGCGGAGGUUCCUGUCCCCGGCGGCCAGCCUGUUCGCGUCGGCCACGGGCAACAGUCCUCGCAACCGCAGGAGCCUCAGUGAGGACCGCACCUCUAGGUCCUCCCCACUCCUGCUGAAACCGUACAAGUCCAAGAAGCAGCAGCAGCAGCAGCAGCCGAACGCGCAGGAGGACGCCGCGCAGAGGCAGCCGCUGCUCGCGCAGAAGAAGUCCACGCCGCAGCCCGCAGCCGCCACACACGACGCCAAAAGGAAAGUCCACCCCACCUCGAAUGCUCCACUGGUGGAGACAGCGUUCCUCUCCGAGCCGAAGAAGCCGACUCCGACAGCGACGCAGCAGAACCUGCUCAACGCGGGGGCAGACUACCGCAACAAGCCGCUGCCCCCUGUGCCGCCCCACCGGACCUCCAGUCGCAGCAGCAGCAGCACCGGCACCGCCCCCGCCCCCGCCCCCGUCCCCGUCCCCGUGCCCACCCCCGUGGUGGCCGCCCCCGCCGGAGGCAGCUCGCACAGCACUGCGCGGACCAUCCCCGACACGUCUCUCGUGCUGGAGGAGCGGCUGGACAGCAUCCGCCGCAGCCUCACGCCCACGCAGUACUCCAGGGGCGAGGUGCCCGCAGCUGCAGACUUUGCAGGCCGGCGGCAGCAGAAACGCUACCAGUCGCUGCCGCCCAUGUCGUCCCUGCCGGCGACGCGCCAGCAGCUGGAGGCGAUGGAGCGCGCGGCCCGCGGCUCGCCGCCCGCCUCGGACUACCGGCCGGCGGGCAAACCGUCGGCCGCUGCGAGUCAGUCGGCGUACCGGCAGCUGUCGAAGGAGGCUCCGGGAAGCCCACGGGAAAACUGGGAAGUGGAGCGGCAGCUCACCGUCGAGGACGCGCAGCCGAAGGUGACCCGCCGCCCGCCCUCCGGGAGGGUCCUGCCGCUGCAGCUGGUGAGGCCGCUGUCCUCCACAGUAGAGGUCCCUGCAAACUCCUCGGCCGGUAUCUACCAGAAUGUCCAGCAGACCAACAGGGCGAGGCAGCAGGCCAGCUACCCAGAGGCCUACUACCACGGCACGCAGCACGACACCCAGUCGGACACGGAGGCCCUCCGGCAGAACCGGCCACCCACGCAGCGCGGCCGCGGCGGGAGCGUCGCGUCGGACGGUGCCGACACUGUGCAGUCUUCGCGCAGCGUGGACGCCAGCUCGCCGUCAUCGUCGUCGACGGCGACGGUGGUCUCCUCGGCACAGCAGCAGCGGCAGAGGCCCGGGGACGCGGUGGACGCAGCGGACGUGUCGCCUGGGGCGGCUGAGGUACAGAGGGUGAUGCAAGCCAGGCCACCUAUGGCGCUGCCGCCCCCGUCCGGCCGCAUGUCGGCCCCUCCGAGCACUGCCGACUGGCAGCGCCGCUACGGCCGCAUCCGGCAGCCGCUGCUGCAGUCGCCGCCCGCCCUCGUGCCCGUGUCGGCAGCCAUCAAGGUCACCAGGGAGCCCGUCUACAGCAACCUCUCGCAGGCGACGCCCUCGCAGCAGCCGCAGCGCCGGCAGCACGUGCCACUGUCGCCCGUCUCCCCGCCGCCGGACGGCACGGUACGCCUGAGCCGACGCGAGCUGGAGGCGCUCUACUGGCAGACGCAGAUGCUGCGCGAGGAGCUGGCCGCGCAGAAGCGCUACCUCGGCAUGACAGGGCCCGCGCCCGCCUCCGACACGUCCGUCGCCUCCACUGCGACCGCGGGGAGCGGGGGCGGCGCGUACGUGUCCGUCCUGCCGCGGCCGCAGCCGGUGUACGCCAGCCCGCAGACGCAGCUGCCGCCCCAACAGCACCGCCGCUCCCGUAGCAUGUCCCCGUCGCCCUACCACGGGCCCGUCUCUCCUGGCAGCGCCUACCCUCUGUACGCUUCCAACAGGAGCCUGAGCCUGAGCUUGCCGCGGGGCGCCGUGCUGCCGGAGCUGUACGACGUCCAGCAGCAGCCGUUCGUGCGUGGCGCGCCGUACCGCAACACCGUCGCCGGCAUCCGCAGCCACUCCGUUUCGGAGCGCACCUCCACCCCCACCAUAUACGAGGAGGCCGCGCACCAGCAGGCUGCGGCUCCACGGCGCGAGCAGAGCACGGACGGGACUCCGCACCGCAGGAGCCGAGGCGUGGGAGCGGGCGAGGGGCCGCCUCCCAUCUUCAAGAGGGGGUCGCUGCAGGGCCUGCCCGAGCCGGACGGUCCGGCCAGCUCCACGCCCAAGAGGGUCAGCUUCACGCCGGGAGAGGACGUCUCGCCGCGGCCCAACUGGCCCACGAGGAACGGGCCGGCAGCACAGCCCCCGACGAGGAACAGGGACAGUGUGGAGUCUGACGUGUUCCUGCCAAACUCGCCGCCGCCCGCCACUUCUGCUGCCAACUACGUGAACCUGUCCGACCUGGGCUACGCCUACGGCUACGGUUACGGUUACGGAACGUCUGUGGCUGCGGAGCGGCGCAGGCCGUACGGUGUCGUGGUCCGGCGCAGCGCCCCGCCGGGCUCCGUCAGCAGUCCCACCGGGACUCCCGACAGGCCGCUCCCGCCCCUGCCACCGAGUUCGAGUGGCGAGCUGUCCGGCAGCAAUUCGUCAGUGUACGGAGUGGUCGUCCGCAAGCCGCAGCCGCAGCAGCCGGUGCAGCUGUCCCCGGACCGCUGGCAGUACCGCGCCGCAUUCCCGUCCCCCACCGGCAGGUGGCCGCAGUCCGAGUCCGAAUCCGGCAGCGAGGCGGGCGAGAUCCAGCGCAUCCUGGGCCGCGGCCGCAGCAGACCAGGUGUAGUACCGUUAAACGGAUGGCCGGCGUCGGAAGUCCACCGGCGGUCUACAACGCUAGGCUGAGGCGCGUCGUCUUCUCUAGCCGGGAGCAGCACGAGAGCGACCUGCGCUGGGUCAUCUUCUCCAGGAAGAACCACAAUCUGAGCAACGGGCCGGCGCGCCCCAAGUGCGACCGCAAGGAGAAUUCCCCGCCGGUCGCGCCCGAACCGGGCCCGUCUGCCGGGUGCGGCAGUUUCUACGUGGGGAUGGACUCCCGAGACAGCAAGGCCGCCAUCGCGCACCAGCGCUACGUCGACGCGGCGCUCAGGGCUGUCAUAGACCUGCCGUGCCUCCAGCAGUACUAGGGACCGCCUCUUCUGUAGGCUCCGCCCUACAUUCUUCACUCUGUGUUUGUAGUUUUUCAAUUAUGCUGCACGUAGUUCCUAGAAUGUGCAUUGUAACUAAUUCUUCUCGUGUUGUUUUUUGUGUUUCUAACAAUCCGAGAGCCUCUCAAUACUUGUAUUCAGCACAUCUGUUUAGAGUUUAUGUGCUAAGAGCUUUCACGAAAAAAAAAAAAAAAGAAAAAGAGGUACCAGAC
Molecule: messenger RNA, 8780 nt
Organism: Schistocerca nitens (vagrant locust)
Lineage: Eukaryota; Metazoa; Arthropoda; Insecta; Orthoptera; Acrididae
Product: serine/arginine repetitive matrix protein 2-like
Exons: 26
Coding region: 173-8266 (2697 amino acids)
Source: RefSeq, a predicted model, not a curated record